AUGAUGCGUGCCUUCGCGUGUCUAGCCGCGCUGGUCGGCAUUAAGGUGGUGACGUCGCACCCUCUCUGCUUUUUUGACGACAGACCGACGGACUAUAACGAGGUCUUGACCUUCUGCGACACCUCGAUCGCGGCGUACGGCGCUUGCUGCACGGACGAUGAGGAAGUCCAAGUGAUGAAAGACUUCAGCGGUGUGACGCCGGAAGGGGUGGAGCUCACUGGUGAUUGCUCUAAUCUCUACAAGGAGGUGGUGUGCGGAAGGUGCCACUCCUUCAGCGCGCACCUGUACGAGAACCUAGCGCCAGAGCUCGGCCUGCUCGACGGCAUGACCAUGAAGAGCGACUUCUGCAACGAGCUGCUCACCGCGUGCGGCGGCCAGAUCAACUUCCCGACGUACGACAACAACACCGUGGACUACUGCACAAAGCACACCGGCGGAGGGGACGACUUCUUCUGGUCGUACCCCUACGAGGAAGCGAUUUCCGACCCGCGGUUUCUCAACGAGGUAUUCCCGGACCUGGGCGACAACCAACAGCCCGAUGACACCGUCAGCAUGAGACAGACUCCGGACGGCAGCCAAUGGUGGUUGCUGGGCAUCUCGGGACAAAUCUACGCGGGUCUUCUGGACCUGGCAUUCGGGCCCAUGUUCGGCGACGACUCCUACCCGCAGUACUUCUACGUCAGCUACACGGUCCUGCUUGACGACGGCGAGAACCAACGCAACCGGCUGGCCAGGUUCACGUACGUCCCGGGGGACCCGGUCGCCACUCGCGCCACGGAGGAGGUUUUGCUGACGACCGUCCCCAAGUACAACAGCGUUCACUCCGCCGGGUGGCUUGGCUUCAAGCCCUCGGUCUACGGCAGCGCCGAGAUCUGCGCCAUCGGUCUCCGCAACCCGUGGCGGUGCAGCUUCGACCGCUUGAACGACGACCUCUACUGCGGUGACGUCGGACAAAUCUCGGUCGAGGAGAUCAACUUUAUCGAGUGCGGCAACAACUACGGGUGGUCGAGGUUCGAGGGCUCCCGCUGCCAGGAGGCCGUUCAGGACAACGAGUUCAACCCCCCCUGCGACGGCGUAGACCGGUCCGACUUCACCUACCCACUCUUCGAGUACUGCCACCCGGACUUCGACUCUACAGACGCGGACGAGCAGGAGUUCACCGGGGGCGCCGACACCUGCGGGAACCGGUUUGUGGUGGGGAACUGCGUCAUCGGGGGCUACGUGUACCGCGGAAACUUCUUCUCCGACCUUUUGGACGGCGCCUACAUCUUCGGGGACAGCACCAUGAGGAACAUCUACUUCCUGAAGGAAGAGGAGGACGGCUGGGCGGUUGGGACAAUCGUCAGCGACGCGAGCGUGCAGAUCAUCAGCUUCGCCGAGGACGUCAACGGUGAGAUCGUGCUGCUCGACUACAAUCACGACAUCUAUCACAUGCCCUGCGGCGACCUCUGCGUCACCACCUGCCUCGACCAGGCCGAGGACCAGCCCGCCUACGAGUCGCUAGGGUGCUUCGCCGACGAUGUCAAUGACCGCGCGCUGCCCACCGAAGCCGACAACUGCGGCGUGGGAGAGACGGCCAUGAGCCCUGCGAUCUGCGCGUCCUACUGCGAGACGUUGGGCUCGACCUUCUUUGGCGUGCAGUACUCCUUCCAGGCCUACCCGGACGAAUUCUGCGGUGGAUUCAGCACCAUGGAGGUCUUCACGAUCGAGGAUCCCCUACCGACCGAGGCCCCCGCGCCCACGCCCUUGAUGAACCACUCGACCACAGCGCCGGGUGCCACCCCUUCGCCCACUACCACCACGGUUGGGCCGGUCCUCGUCGGGCCCUCCACGGCCCCUACGACCCCGGCCCCCCUGGACGCCGGGGUCGCCGGCUACCUGGGCUGCUUCGCGGACGCGGAGGCCCCCCGCGUGUUCCCGGAGACAGGGAUGACGGGGUCGAACACCAUGACCACGGCGACGUGCGCUGGGCUGUGCUCCGACUACGCCUACUACGCCACUCAGUACGGGAGAGAGGUGUACUCGACCAGCUCCGACCCGACGGAGACACCGGCGCCCGUAGCCGAUAACGCGUACCUCGGAUGCUUCGCCGACUCGACUACCGACCGUGUCUUGUCCGUCGUCAUCGACUCCGGCAGCAUGACCACGGCGAUCUGUGCGGACACUUGCGCUGAAUAUGCCUACUAUGGCACGCAGUACGGCAGGGAGAUCUACUCGACCGGCUUGGUGGUGGAAACCCCGUCCCCCGUCCCGGACGUAGAAACCCUGUCCCCCGUCCCGGACGUAGAAACCCCGUCUCCCGUCCCGGAUGUAGAAACCCUGUCUCCCGUCCCGGAUGUAGAAACCCCGUCGCCCGUCCCGGAUGUAGAAACCCCGUCUCCCGUCGCACCUACCGAGCCCGGGUACCUCGGAUGCUUCGCCGACUCGACAACCGACCGUGUCUUCUCCGUCGUCACCGGCUCCGGUAGCAUGACCACGGCGAUCUGUGCGGACACUUGCGCUGAAUAUGCCUACUAUGGCACGCAGUACGGCAGGGAGAUCUACUCGACCGGCUUGGUGGUGGAAACCCCGUCCCCCGUCCCGGACGUAGAAACCCCGUCUCCCGUCCCGGAUGUAGAAACCGCGUCGCCCGUCGUAACCACCGAGCCCGGGUACCUCGGGUGCUUCGGCGACUCGCAAACCGGCCGUGUCUUCUCCGUCGUCACCGGCUCCGGUAGCAUGACCACGGCGAUCUGUGCGGGCACUUGCGCUGACUAUGCCUACUAUGGCACGCAGUUCGGGAGGGAGGUCUACGGCACUGCCUAA
Messenger RNA from Ectocarpus siliculosus, 2805 nucleotides. The record is from the annotation of a GenBank genome assembly. NCBI's taxonomy places the organism in Eukaryota, Phaeophyceae, Ectocarpales, Ectocarpaceae.